Molecule: messenger RNA, 447 nt
Organism: Amaranthus tricolor (Joseph's coat)
Lineage: Eukaryota; Viridiplantae; Streptophyta; Magnoliopsida; Caryophyllales; Amaranthaceae
Exons: 1
Coding region: 1-447 (148 amino acids)
Biological process (GO): root development; shoot system development
Source: RefSeq, a predicted model, not a curated record
AUGGCAUCUUACCACACACGAUCAAACAGUUUUCCUUCAAAAUCCCACCCAAUUGUUGAUGAACUCGAUCAGCAAUUGUGCAGAUUAAGGUCAUCUGAAACCGCCUCCACUUCAUCACUGACCGACAAACUUACAGGCCUUAAAGAUAUAUACAGGUGUGUUGAUGACUUUCUUCAACUACCAGUUAAUCAGAACACGCUAUAUGACAGUUGGGUUGAGAAGGUAUUGGAUGGAUCUCUAAGGCUUCUAGACAUUUGUGCUACAUCACGGGAUGUCUUGGCACAGUCAAAGGAACGGAUCCAGGACAUACAAUCAGCCUUAAGGAGAAGGUGCAGUGGUGAACUUAACAUUACAAAUGAAGUCACCGAAUACUUGAAAACCCGAAAAACAGUCAAGAAGAUGAUCAAGAAGUGCUUGAAAGAAAUGAAACAAGCUGAAAAAAACUAA